Messenger RNA from Aspergillus glaucus CBS 516.65, 697 nucleotides. RefSeq lists its product as uncharacterized. The transcript has 2 exons. NCBI's taxonomy places the organism in Eukaryota, Fungi, Ascomycota, Eurotiomycetes, Eurotiales, Aspergillaceae. The record is from RefSeq and is a predicted model, not a curated record. Bases 121 to 513 code for a protein of 130 amino acids.
CUCAACCGCAGAGGCAGCAAACAACACCAACAACCACCAAUCAACGAAUCCGCCGUCCACGGCGACGAAAGCGAACAACAAUCCACUGCAUCAGGUCAGCAAUGAAACAGAAGCACAUACAUGACAGCUCGAGGAGUGGGCCGGCUCACUCCGGGGUACAUACAUAUUCAUAUUUUUCCUCAUUUUACAUCGUCAUCUUCAUCAUCUUCAUUUUUCAUGUGGGAUAUUAGUGCUUCGGCAUUGUCUUUGUCUUGUGCAGUGUUUGUCAAGUACCAUUUUAAUAGAUUUGUGAACAGUAUGGUGUAUAUAUAUCGUGGACAUAUGGGAUUUGAAUUCAACCUGAUGGUUAUGUAUGUAUGUAUGUAUGUAUAUUUCAUCCACGCAUCUGUCAGCCAUAUGGGCCGAUUGGCGGCAGGUCACUGUAGGUGGCUGGGCAUGGCCACAAAUUUUUAUAUAUAUACAGGAUAUAGAGCCCGUGAACUUCUGACCCGAUUCGGCAGACUGUCUCGUUAAUAUACAGAUACAAAAGCCACUUCCUUACACCACAUAUAGGGCUCGUCCCUCAUUACAGAUACACAUUUCAAACACAGACCAAGAGAUAAUAAGUAUACUGCAAUAUCCUUGGGCCAUGUCAGUACAUGACUUUGUCUGUAUUCCCCUCCCAUCCAGGCUCAGGCCCCCCUACUAGAGGUGUAGG